Messenger RNA from Corticium candelabrum, 1564 nucleotides. Its product is annotated as speckle-type POZ protein B-like. The transcript has 8 exons. Gene Ontology annotation, biological process: regulation of proteolysis; proteasome-mediated ubiquitin-dependent protein catabolic process. NCBI's taxonomy places the organism in Eukaryota, Metazoa, Porifera, Homoscleromorpha, Homosclerophorida, Plakinidae. The record is from RefSeq and is a predicted model, not a curated record. Bases 238 to 1323 code for a protein of 361 amino acids. Gene Ontology annotation, molecular function: ubiquitin protein ligase binding. Gene Ontology annotation, cellular component: cytoplasm.
CAAUAGUUUAUCAAUCUUCUGUAUGCCUAGAUGUAGACUACGUAGGCGUGACAUUCAUACCCCGCCAGUUUUGUCUACUUUCAUUAGCUUCGGUGCCAGUGUUAACAGACCGGGUGUCAGUUCCAUCUCUGCUCGUGUGCGACCAGACUGCAGCAUUUCUGGCCAAACUGUUGAGCCAACUAGCACUCGAACAGUCGAGUUCACCUCUAGUCGUUUUUUUCUCGCGAAGAACGAGACAUGGAUCGAACUCCGCAGGCUGAAUCUUGGUGUCUGACGAAGAUAAAAGUUGUGAAAUUCAGCUACAUGUGGACAAUCAAUAAUUUCAGUUACUGUGGGUUCGAGGUGGGCGAGACACUCAAGAGCUCGACGUUCACGUCGCCGCAUUGCGAACACAUGAAAUGGUGUUUGAGAGUGAAUCCUAAAGGUUUGGAUCACGACAGUAAAGAUUAUUUGUCUCUCUAUCUGCUGUUGGUGGCGUGUAAUAACAGUGAGGCGAGGGCAAAGUUUAAGUUUAGUAUUCUCAAUCACAAGGGGGAAGAACGGAAGGCAAUGGAGAGCCAGAGAGCGUACAAAUUUGUUCAAGGGAAAGACUGGGGUUUCAAAAAGUUCAUACGAAGAGACUUCCUCAUGGACGAAUCAAACGGCCUCCUUCCUAACGACAGACUCACAAUCUAUUGUGAGGUGGGUGUGGCCGAGGAUUCCGAGAAUAUUUCGGGUUCGGCGCAUAUCGAGGUUCCAAAUUGUGGACUGAAAAUGGAUCUAGGAAUUAUGCUCGAGCGUCAGCUGUUGAGUGAUGUGGUUCUGACUGUGGGAACGAAAGAGUUUCCGGCUCAUCGGGCGACUCUGGCAGCUCGUUCACCAGUCUUCUGUGCAAUGUUUGAUCACGAGAUGGAGGAAAGUAGAAAGGGUCGUGUGCAAAUCACCGACGUACAAUCCGAUGUUUUACAAGAGAUGCUAAGGUUUAUAUACACCAGUGAGAUAGCACAAGAAAAACUGGAGAAAAUGGCCACCGAAUUGUUAGCAGCAGCAGACAAGUAUCAGUUGGAUCGCCUCAAGGUCAUAUGCGAGGAUGUGAUGCGUACGAAUCUGAGUGUUGAGAACGCGGCCGAUAUUUUGGUGCUAGCAGAUCGACACAAUGGCACUCAAUUAAAGAGUCUUGCCAUUGACUUCAUAAACAGCCAUGCUGAAGAGAUAAUGGAAACCACAGGAUGGCAGUCACUCAUCAAGAACAAUCCACAGCUAGUAGCCGAGGCAUUUCGAGCGUUGGUUCGUUCACAAGGCUCACCGCUCUUUCCUGCCUCAAAGAGAUUCAAAAAGAGCUAAGCCAUCGGUCACAUGACCACUUGUGUUGGAUGAUGUCGGGUUAGUGGUUAUUGCAUUUAUUGUUGAUAAGACGGUAUAGACAGUCUUGCAGAAUGACCGGAAGGCAAGUCGUUCGCCUGUCUAGUUUGUAACAUAUGUAGAGUUUCACAAGGGUUUGUAUAAUAGUAUCCCAGAUAUUGGACGGUAAGUAGGCAUGACUAAUCAACAGUUGACACUAGUGCAUCUGUUCGCUUCGUCUCGU